AUGCAGCUUAUACGCAGCAGCCAGGGAUACCGCUUCCCCCACUCCAACAAGAAAUUCUCGAUAGAUGUGCGAGAGUUUCUUCCUACGGUAUCUUCCCAUAGAACGUUGCCCCUACAGUUCGCCCUCAAGAUUAGCAAAGGCAUCCGCAUUCCCAUCUACAUUUAUCAUAUCGACACAAAACGCAACGACUUUGUUGAUAUGAGACACAGCAAGGUCGGAAAGAUCGACGGAGUUCACCCAUUUCCCGAGGAGAACGAGUACUUGAUAAACAGCUUCGUCGAGUGGUAUGAAGUAGUAGGAUGGGAUAAAUUGGACACGGCGACAGGCAGGACCAUAUACUACCCCAACCCGCUCUACAAGGGCAAGCUCAAGACAGACAGACAGGGGAAUCUUAUCGGGUAG
This is a messenger RNA of Pyricularia oryzae 70-15, 402 nucleotides long. RefSeq lists its product as uncharacterized. The transcript has a single exon. The coding region runs from base 1 to 402 and encodes 133 amino acids. The record is from RefSeq and is a predicted model, not a curated record. NCBI's taxonomy places the organism in Eukaryota, Fungi, Ascomycota, Sordariomycetes, Magnaporthales, Pyriculariaceae.